AUGGACUCGAAGCCUGGAACCGAAAUUCUAGUCCACAUCGCCGCACCAAGCACUGCCCACGAUGAUGCGCGCUAUCGCGCCCAAGUCGCUGCUAUCUUACAGUUCCAAUCUGCCUCGCGUCAACAAUUAAUCCACACUUCAUUGGACCUGGACUCAGAUCCAGAUCAAGCGGAUCCCCAUCCAGAUCAUCACGCGCAUCCCUUCUCCGCUGAUGCGCUGCAUCCGCAUCAUUCACUCCCAACGCCCCAACACGAGGUGCCCUCGCCAAUAUUGCGGGAGGCGCCCCGGCCCGAAGGAGAGAGAUUGCCUUCAGACCCUCACACCCGUUCGCAAACGGACCCGCAGCUGCGAGGGCAGAUCAUCGAGCAUCGAAUCUCCUCUAUCCCGGACUCCCUAGAAAGUCCCAUAAGCGUCAUUCCAGACUCCCAGCCAGAGAUCGGCCACGAGCUAGUCCGCGCUGCCUCAUAUCGCGCGACACUAUCGCCUGAGUUGCAGGAUGAUCGACGCCAUAAACGGCGUCGGACGGCGCUUUCCUCUCCUGAUCGCCAUGAUUCAAUUCACCGUGUUACUAUCUCCGACUCGUCUGCAUCGGUCCAGCCCGAGGCAGCACGCACGAUGAACCCCGUUCAUGGCCAGGAACCUACCAAGCCCAUCUCCAUUCCUAGCUCAAAUCCCGAGUUAGAGUUGGAAAUCAAUAAUUUACCUCCACCUCCUCCUGCUACCACUGCCACUCCUGCUACCACUGCCAGUCCUGCUCCUACUGCUCCUACUGCUCCUACCUCCAUCCCCAAUCUAAUCAACCUAACAACCCUCCCCCUCCAAAUCCACCCCCCAAAACCACCAAUCUCCACCUCAACCUUCACAACCCACAUAACCCCGACUCUAGCCAUGCUCGCCGAACGCCUAAAACCAGCACGCACCUACAAACCCUCCCACCAAUCCCGCACCCUCGACCCACUAGAGCGUGGGUACUGGCUCGUGCGCUUCGCCAUUGCCACACCAUCCCAUGACUUCCAUGAUCAUGACCGAGUAUCAGCCGGGGCCACCAGGCCAGGAUCUACCGAUCCUACCCCGAAUCAGCCAAAAGCAGAGGAAGAAAGUCACGUUUGGCCGGCCCAGCUGUUUGGCGCUUUCUGGUCUUUCCUGCAGGACUUCGUUGGUAAAGAUGGCCGGGCGGGAUGGGGUGUGUGGUGUAUUCUUGAGAAGGAGGAGGUACGUGAGACUGUUACACACCUUUCUCUCAAGGUUUAUGCGUGGGGUGAGAUUGCGAUGCAUAUGUAUCUCUUGCUCUUUUUGGCUAGUGAAAGGCGGAUUCGGGGGUUGGGGGUUCAGUGGAGGGAUGCGAGUGAAGAGGUUGUCAUACAGAUGCCGUAG
Messenger RNA from Penicillium bovifimosum, 1374 nucleotides. RefSeq lists its product as uncharacterized. The record is from RefSeq and is a predicted model, not a curated record. Bases 1 to 1374 code for a protein of 457 amino acids. NCBI's taxonomy places the organism in Eukaryota, Fungi, Ascomycota, Eurotiomycetes, Eurotiales, Aspergillaceae. The transcript has a single exon.